UGUUUCUUUCUCUCCAUUCUGCCAUCCUUGGGGUUGGUUUUGUCUUCACAGACAUUGGCCUUAUUAGCCAAAUUAGUUUAAAACAUCACUGCAAAGAGAAAAUCAUUGCAAUGCCAGAAACAAAAACAAAACAAAAAAGGGUAUGAAAAAGAAAAGACAGCCAAAUAGAUGAAAAACAAUUCAAAAGGAAGUUGAAUCUGGCAGUUGGUCCUUAGAUGAAUUGAUCUUUGGUGAACCGCCCUUAGGCAAAAUGGUUUAAAAAAAAAAAAAAAAUUUUUUUUUUUUUACUUGAAGUGGACUGGUGCUAAGUGGGUGGCUGUGCUUUGGCUGGAGACACAAAUGGCAGACCAACACCACAGGCAGAUCUGCCAUUGUAGCUUCUGUGUCCCUUCUUAUAUCUCCACUGCCUUUGGUGUCUGCAUACGUCCAUAUCCAAUUCCUUGGGUCUUUGGGUCUGUAGGGCCUUCAUGUUCUCUUCUUCCCUGGCCAGUUGUACUAAAAGGGUUUGAGCUUGAAUUAGAUGACCUGAUGGCUUUACAGUCAAAAGUGGUGGCUCUAAGUGGGAGGAUGACAGGGUAAGCCGAACGUGUUUUGCUUCCCAGGAACUUUUUUUGCACAUGCGGACCUGCAGAGCUUCCGCCUGUACCCCUUCACCAAUGGCUGGCACCCCUUGUGGUGGCAGCAGAGGUCCUCUACUUCCUCUUCCUCCUCUACUACAUGGUGGUGCAGGGCAAGCUCAUGAGGAAGCUGAAAUGGUGCUAUUUCUGCAGCAAGUGGAAUCUUCUGGAGCUGGCCAUCAUCCUGGUCAGCUGGAGUGCCCUGGCGGUGUUUGUAAAGAGGGCUGUCCUGGCGGAGCGUGACAUCCAGCACUACCGGGGCCACAGGGAGGAGGGGAUCAGUUUUAGUGAAACGGCAGCAGCUGACGCUGCCCUUGGCUACAUCAUUGCCUUCUUGGUACUCCUGUCCACAUUGAAGCUACGGCAUCUGCUCAGGUUGAAUCCCAAAAUGAACAUGAUUACAUCGGCCUUGUGCCGCGCCCGGGGGGACAUCUCAGGCUUUAUCAUCGUCAUCCUUAUCAUGCUCCUGGCUUAUUCCAUCACGUCACACUUAAUAUUUGGUUGGAAACUUGUUUCCUACAAAACGCUCUUUGACGCGGCGGAAACAAUCAUCAGCCUUCAGCUGGGAAUCUUCAACUACCAGGAGGUUCUGGACGAUAGCCCAGUGCUUGGCUCCUUCCUGGUUGGGUCCUGCAUUGUGUUCAUGACAUUCGUGGUAUUGAAUCUAUUUAUCUCUGUUAUCCUGGUGGCCUUCAGUGAGGAGCAAAAAUAUCAUCAGCUGUCAGAGGAAGGAGAGAUUGCUGAUUUGCUGCUGAUGAAAAUACUCAGUUUCCUGGGCAUUAGAUGUAAAAGAGAGGCGCCUCAAAGCAGCACUGAGAAGUCUGGGGAGCUGACAGAAGCUGGGCCCCCUCAACCAGCACACGCUGCACCUAAGGUGGGGACUGCAUCCUUUAACAGGACUGGAGGGGCCCUGACUUCCCCAGGGCCCAGGGCUCAACGGCUCGGCAUCGCGCAGGAGUGGCCCAGCCACUCCGCCUCGAGCCUUUCUCACCGCAGGCCCCGCCCCAUGUGCUCGGCCCCCCGCACAUCGCCCUAUCCGGGACCGCUCCCGGCCCCGGAGUCCGCGCCCCUCGCGUACGGACCUAUCGGCCUCAGCCCGCCGGGUCCCGCCCCGCGCGGCGAUCCAGCCGGCUCGUUCCAGCCCGGGGCCGCGUCGCCCCGCCCCGCCCCGCCCCGCCCCGCCCCGCCGCCGGGAGCCUGA
Messenger RNA from Loxodonta africana (African savanna elephant), 1818 nucleotides. Its product is annotated as polycystin-1-like protein 2. The record is from RefSeq and is a predicted model, not a curated record. Lineage: Eukaryota; Metazoa; Chordata; Mammalia; Proboscidea; Elephantidae. Gene Ontology annotation, molecular function: calcium ion binding; calcium channel activity. Gene Ontology annotation, biological process: detection of mechanical stimulus. The coding region runs from base 718 to 1818 and encodes 366 amino acids. Gene Ontology annotation, cellular component: membrane. The transcript has 8 exons.